CAGAUGAACUUCAUCCACCAGAGCUCCGCACUUGACAUCGGCAAGCUACUGGAAGGUGUGUCCCCACCGAGAGUCAUUCACGACGAUAUAUCGGUAAAAGACACGUCUGCGGCGCUGGACGAGCUCAUGCGCCGCAAGCCGCUGUACAACGUAUGGCAGAUCAUCUUCUUC
Messenger RNA from Heterobasidion irregulare TC 32-1, 171 nucleotides. RefSeq lists its product as uncharacterized. NCBI's taxonomy places the organism in Eukaryota, Fungi, Basidiomycota, Agaricomycetes, Russulales, Bondarzewiaceae. The annotation marks the transcript as partial. The record is from RefSeq and is a predicted model, not a curated record. The transcript has 2 exons.